This is a messenger RNA of Impatiens glandulifera, 1367 nucleotides long. RefSeq names its product zinc finger AN1 and C2H2 domain-containing stress-associated protein 11-like. Gene Ontology annotation, molecular function: zinc ion binding. The transcript is spliced from 2 exons. Bases 238 to 1104 code for a protein of 288 amino acids. Gene Ontology annotation, cellular component: cytoplasm. Lineage: Eukaryota; Viridiplantae; Streptophyta; Magnoliopsida; Ericales; Balsaminaceae. The record is from RefSeq and is a predicted model, not a curated record.
AAACGAGAGCAUUGGCCGACCUCUUUCCUUCGGUCUUCCGUCUUCGCGGAAGAUCCAUCGAGCGAGCGAGGUAAUUGAUGAUUGACUUUUUCAAAAUACCUACGACGAUUUCAAAAUCUUGAUUUCCUCGAAUCUAGCGAUUCUCUGCAGCCUUUCCUCAAUUCCGAUUCUACAUUAUCGAUUCCAACCUCCUUCCUUCACUGUUCAAUUGUUCGAUCUGCAAAUCUAUAUUCUCUCAUGGGGACCCCUGCUUUUCCGAAUCUGGGCAAACAUUGCUCCGUCGAUGAUUGUAAGCUCAUCGACUUCUUGCCCUUCACCUGUGAUUGCUGCUUCAAGGUAUACUGUCUAGAACAUCGAAGCUAUGCUACGCAUAAAUGUCCAAAGGGCAAUAAACAUGACGUAUCAGUUGUUAUAUGCCCGCUUUGUGCGAAAUCGGUUCGCCUUAUUCCUGAUGAAGACCCUAACAUCACAUGGGAAUCCCAUGUGAAUACAGAAUGUGAUCCUUCAAAUUUCGAGAAAGUUACUAAGAAAAGGAAAUGUCCAGUUCCACGGUGCAAAGAGCUCCUCACAUUCUCAAACACAGUCCGUUGUCGAGACUGCACGUUAGACCAUUGCUUGAAACACCGGUUUGGUCUGGACCACAAUUGCCCAGGACCCAAAAAACCAGAAUCAGCAUUCCCUUUUAUGAGUAAUUUUCUUAGCGGAAGCAGAAAAGAAACAACAUCUAGACCGAGCCAAGUCCCCCCUUCCACAUCAUCAUCAAGAUGGGCCACGAGCUUUCUGAACGCAGCUUCCAGUUUUCGAGCAACUGCAGAAGCGGGGAUUGCAAAAUUUAGCAACGAGUUUAACCAGAAGGGGCAGACACAGACAGAACAAAGUGGGGGCAAUCAAAAAAUUGAGCAAUGCCCACAUUGCAGUGUGAGGUUUUCAUCUGUUGCGGCUCUGAUAGAUCAUGUGGAGAAAGUUCAUGAAAAGAAUGGGAAUCGGCCUUCGGUUAUGAGAGUGACGCUUGAUGUUUGCCCGAAGUGUAGCAAAGGGUUUCGUGACGCUGUCUCGCUGGUGGAGCAUGUCGAGAGAGAUCAUGGAGGUAAAUCAAAGGGGUAGUAGCAAAAGAACCAAAGCCUUUUUGAUUGGGGGAUUUUGAACGUGUGCAUCUCUUCUUUUUAAGUUUGUAAUUUUAUGGUAUGAUGAAUUCUCAAUAGUCAAUACUUAUUUGUUGUACAGACAGCCAGAUUGGGGGACAAAUGAAAGACAUCAUCACUAUUUGGAAACUGCUAGCUCUUGUCAAUUUUUUAUUUUUAUUUUCAAAAAACUUCCCAAUAAGUCCCUAAAUGAAGAUACUGUAUGUCAUUUUUAGCUCAUUUUCA